Nomia melanderi (Alkali bee) is the source of this 1959-nucleotide messenger RNA. RefSeq names its product tRNA methyltransferase 6 non-catalytic subunit (gene Trmt6). Lineage: Eukaryota; Metazoa; Arthropoda; Insecta; Hymenoptera; Halictidae. Gene Ontology annotation, cellular component: nucleus; tRNA (m1A) methyltransferase complex. The record is from RefSeq and is a predicted model, not a curated record. Gene Ontology annotation, biological process: tRNA methylation.
GUGAGUUAGUUCAGUCAUGCGAGAUCCUCCUCCACCGGCAAGUACAACUGCUUGAAAUUCUUUGUAAAGAAACAUUUUUUCUUAAUUACUGCAACAAAUAACAGUUACAAUAAAAAUUAAAAAGACUGUAAUGGAUCUUUUUUAAAUAAAAAUGGAAUGACAGAAGAAUGAAAAUUUUUAAUGAAAUAGGAUUAAAAUGUUUUUAUCUCAAUACGUACAAGGAUAUAAAUAAAAAUGUGAUAACAAAGAGGUAACGAGGUAUUAACAAAUUAAUUCACAAAGUAAUUCCUAACAUUAGGUUAUGUUGACUACUUAGGUUACAAUACAUAAAAACGUGUAUAAGAAAGUCCAUAAACAUGUGCGAAUCCGAAGAUGUAAUUGCGAUAGGAAAGUAUGUAAUAGUAAAAAAAUUGAAUUUUAAGAAAAUUUAUAAAGUUACUGCCAAUGGACAAUUAAUGCUAGGAAGAGAUCUAGUAAAUAUGGGUGAAAUUAUUGGGAAAAGAUUCUGGACUACUUUCGAGAUGACACCAUCAAAAAAUGGAAAAAGAACAUUUUCUUUGAGAGAAGGUUCAGAAACUGAAUCUUGGGACGAUUUAUUAGAUACUUUACCUAGUGGCAAUGAUAAUCGUUCUAUCAUAGAUGAUGGCAGUUCACAGAAACUGUCAAAACAAGAAAUUGUUCAGCUUCAGGAAUCUGGUAAAAGUGGCAAAGAGAUAGUGGGUAGCUUGAUUGAAAACAAUAAAUCUUUCUCUGAUAAAACGGAAUAUUCUCAAGAAAAGUAUUUGAAAAAGAAAGAAAAAAAAUAUAUUCGAUAUUUAACUAUAUGCAAGCCAAGUAUAAGUUCUUUACAUGAUGUGUAUUUCAAAUUAGAUCAUACUAAAAUUGGAAGUUUACGGAUGGAUGCAUUGGCACAGUUGUUAUCGUAUACUGAUGUUCAAUCUGAAGGAUUAUUCAUAUUAUAUGAUAGCGGAUGUCAGGGCUUACCAGCAGCUGCAUUAUUAAAUAGGAUUGGUGCAAAUACAAAAGGCCAUUUGAUCAAUUUGCAUCCUGGCAAUGUACCAAAAGCUUUGCUCAUUCACGCUAUGAAUUUCCCUCAAGAACAGUUAGAUAGAUUAAUAAGUGUCAAUAUCUACAGCUUUCUAAGACUAUAUUAUCAAGGCGAACAGGCUGUUUUAAAUAAUAUUUUAGCGUCAAAGAAGACAUGCAGUAAGUUAGUUAAUAAAUCAGAAGAAAAUGAAGAUAAAGGCGUUGAAAAAAAUUGUACAAUCAAUUCAGGCCCAUUAGAGAACAAUUCGAACAACCAGGAUUUACAAGAUGAAGAGAAUAGUAGCAAAGAAUGUUCAGAAAGCAUUAAUGGUACAAAUGAACUCAUGGAAACUGAUGAAGUUUCAAAAGAACAUGAUACGCAUAACUAUUCAACAGGCUCAAAACGAAAAUUAGAUGAGCUUGAUAAAUGUAUGUUUACAGAAGUUGUACCUUUAAAGAAACCAAAAUGGUUGAUGGAAACCCAGCAUGCUGUGGAUCUUGUGAAGAAUUCAAAAGCUAGAGGACUAGCUGUUGUAGCUAAAGAGCAUCCUUUAAAUAUUAUAACUGCUCUUUUACCUUUUUUAGGAGCAUCCAGACCUUUUGUGAUUUAUCACAUACAUCGGGAACCCCUACAAGAAACAUACAUGAUGUUAAAACAACAACAAAAUGUUAUUAAUUUAAGGCUGGUCUCAAACUUUUUACGUUCUUAUCAAGUGUUACCAGAUAGAACACACCCUGAUAUUUUAGCUAGUGAUACAGGAGGUUAUUUAUUAACUGGAUAUUUAGUUGAAUAGCAGUUGUUAUCUCAGUUCACUACAUCAUAUAGGAUAUUGACAUUAACACGGACAUUGUAAUAAAUUCUGUACAAUAAAAAUGUAAAGCAGUCUCUUUUAUACAAGUAUUUCAUAUGUAAAAUAAUUUAAUUUUAAGCAG